UUUCGGACCGUACCAAGUGCGCUCUUCUUCCUGACUGUUGCAGGGGGGUCUGGCCCGCGGCGCCGGGGGCACGGUUGCUUUGUAGGGCAGUGUGACGAUACCGGGGCUCCUCGGAGUCCUUCUGUCUGUGUGACCUGCGCUCUCCCAUACGUGUACCCGAGGAGCGGGUCUUGCAGCACUGUGUCUAGGGCGGGUCCCCGCCCCCUGCCCCCCCCUCCCGGCUGAGGAGGUGGUAGGCUCCGGCAGGUUGCCGGUUGGCGCACGCUGCUCUUAUAAUGAAAUGUGAUGAGCGGAGAGAGGAGAUGGGAGCGCGGCGGCGGCGGCAGCAGCAGCAUGUACAGCAGCGAGCAGCGCGCCGGCAGCCCGGAGCCGCUCAUCAUGCCCUACUCUGCCGAGCUCAUCUUCUACAUCGAGAUGGACACCCCGCCGCCAGCUCUCCCCCCUAAACCCGUGAAGCCGAUGUCGAGUCCUGCGUAUAACGGCGGCGGACAGGACUCGGUGCUGCCCCUGGAGGACGCGGAGUGGUACUGGGGGGACAUCUCUAGGGAAGAAGUGAACGAGAAGCUGCGGGAUAUGCCGGACGGGACCUUCCUGGUUCGUGACGCUUCCACCAAGAUGCAGGGAGAUUACACGCUCACCCUCCGGAAGGGUGGAAACAACAAAUUGAUAAAGAUUUACCACGGAGACGGGCGGUACGGCUUCUCCGAUCCGCUGACCUUCACGUCGGUCGUGGAGCUGAUCCACCACUACAGGCACGAGUCUCUGGCCCAGUACAAUCCCAAGCUGGACGUGAAGCUGCUGUAUCCGGUGUCGCGCUACCAGCAGGACCAGCUGGUGAAGGAGGACAACAUCGACGCCGUCGGGAAGAAGCUCCAGGAAUAUCACGGUCAAUUUCAGGACAAGAGUAAGGAGUACGACGGACUGUAUGAGGAGUACACCAAGACGUCUCAGGAAAUUCAGAUGAAGAGGACGGCCAUUGAAGCGUUUAAUGAGACAAUUAAGAUCUUUGAGGAGCAGUGCAAUUCCCAGGAGCGCUACAGUAAGGAGAUCCUGGAGCGCUUCCGGCGGGAGGGCAAUGAGAAAGAGAUGGAGAGAAUAAUAAUCAAUUAUGAGAAGCUGAAAUCUCGAUUGGGGGAAAUUCACGACAGCAAAGUGCGACUGGAGCAGGACCUGAAGAAUCAGGCGCUGGACAACCGGGAGGUGGACAAGAAGAUGAACAGCAUCAAACCCGACCUGAUCCAACUGCGCCGGAUCCGAGAUCAGUACCUGGUGUGGCUCAAUCACAAAGGAGUGCGGCAGAAGCGCAUCAAUGAAUGGCUGGGAAUCCAGAGCAGGAAUCCUGAUGAGCCGUACUUCCCGUGUGAGGAGGAGGAGGAGGGUCUGCCCCACCAUGAUGAGAAGACCUGGUUUGUUGGGGAUGUAAACCGGAUACAAGCAGAGGAGUUACUCCAUGGAAAGCCCGACGGCGCCUUCCUGAUCCGCGAAAGUAGCAAGAAGGGCUGUUACGCCUGCUCCGUUGUGGCGGCGGGUGACGUCAAGCACUGCGUCAUUUACAGCACCUCUCGCGGCUUCGGCUUUGCAGAGCCAUACAAUCUCUACGGCACGCUCAAGGAGUUGGUGCUCCACUACCAGCACACGUCCCUCGUCCAACACAACGAUUCCCUGAACGUGCGGCUGGCCUACCCCGUCCACGCGCCCUCCCUCUGCAGAUAAGCGGCGCCCCGCUGGAUCUUUUCUACGGUUUUUACUAGAACUUCGAGGGCAUUCUUUCUACUUAGACUGCUUGUUUUGCACAAGAAGUGAAUUUGUGAGAUCGGAGGGCUCCCGCUGUCUUGUGAGGGUCCCGGCCGACGUCACCGGACAUCGCUCGCGUCACCGCCGUCCACUCAAGGAGCAUGAGAUUUGGGAAAGAAGACCAAAGGAUUCUCCAGAUUCACUUUUCCUGUCAGGAAACACAUGACUAAUAAAGUUGCUUUAUUUUUCCAACCAUGAAGGUUUUGGCUUCCAGCGCAGGAGCUCUUCACCUGAGGAACAUCCAUGGACUUAACCAAAACGUUGUUGCUGGACUGAGCACUUACGUGGGGAGCGCGUGGCGCCUGCACAC
Bufo bufo (common toad) is the source of this 2104-nucleotide messenger RNA. RefSeq names its product phosphoinositide-3-kinase regulatory subunit 3 (gene PIK3R3). Gene Ontology annotation, cellular component: phosphatidylinositol 3-kinase complex. Gene Ontology annotation, molecular function: 1-phosphatidylinositol-3-kinase regulator activity. NCBI's taxonomy places the organism in Eukaryota, Metazoa, Chordata, Amphibia, Anura, Bufonidae. Gene Ontology annotation, biological process: insulin receptor signaling pathway; phosphatidylinositol phosphate biosynthetic process. The record is from RefSeq and is a predicted model, not a curated record. Bases 286 to 1713 code for a protein of 475 amino acids. The transcript is spliced from 10 exons.